Molecule: messenger RNA, 1574 nt
Organism: Mobula hypostoma (lesser devil ray)
Lineage: Eukaryota; Metazoa; Chordata; Chondrichthyes; Myliobatiformes; Myliobatidae
Product: U8 snoRNA-decapping enzyme
Exons: 3
Coding region: 64-663 (199 amino acids)
Biological process (GO): sno(s)RNA catabolic process; mRNA catabolic process
Cellular component (GO): nucleus
Molecular function (GO): snoRNA binding; phosphodiesterase decapping endonuclease activity
Source: RefSeq, a predicted model, not a curated record
GCAGAGGCGGGAUCGGUCGCUGAGCAGCAGCCAAGCGGCUGGAGGACGGACCGGGCUGAGGUGAUGGCGGAGCCGGGCUAUCGGCCGGUGUCGCGGCGUGACUCUCGCUCCUUGGCUGGCUACAAGCAUGCCUGUCACGCUAUGUUAUACGCGGCGGAGCCGGGAAAACUCUUCGGCAAAAUCCCCCUCAGAUAUGCAGUGUUGAUGCAGAUGCGUUUCGACGGGAAGAUUGGUUUCCCGGGCGGCUUUGUGGACCCCCGGGACAACACUCUGGAGGAAGGGCUGAACCGCGAGCUGGGCGAGGAGCUGGGUUGGGACGGCAAGGGUCUGCAGAUCACGGAGGUGGACUAUGCCAGCUCCCAUGCCACUGAGGCACUCCCCCAGAAGGUGGUGGCCCACUUCUUCACCAAGAGGAUCUCUUUGGAGGAACUACGCAAGGUGGAAAUGUGUGCCGUUCAGGCGAAAGACCAUGGGCGUGAGGUGCUGGGAAUCAUCCGGGUGCCCCUCUACACCCUGCGGGAUGGCUUCGGGGGACUGCCUGCCUUCCUGACCAACACUUUCAUCGGCAAUGCCAAGGAGCAGCUGGUCGAGGCCUUGCGCAGGCUGAGGCUGGUGAACGAGCCAGAGUUGCAGGCAGCCAUCUCCGCCAGUCGGGUCGGGUAGGAGCUUGGUGGUGGCAGUACCCCCAAAUGUUUGUUUCCCCCCCCCCCACUCCCGCAAAUCCAGGAUAGUACACUGCAUGUUGUGGCAAACUACAGUGUUUGUAACGCGGUUGGUUUCUUUUCCUCUUGUCUAUUGUGUGCAUGCCACAUGUUGGGAGUGAGUCGUAUAGGCUCGGGAGUUGGGGGGGGUGGUGCUGGGUCGUGUUUGUACAUCACGUGCCCCCAUGCUCCACAGUCCCUGUCUCUGCCUGGCGCUGGGUGACGGCAGGGCAUGUGGGGAACCAACAUGCAGUGUUGCCCUCUUUGAAUCUUAAAUGCCCAUAGGAGUGGGCAGGUGGAGUCCAGUUUAGGGUCUCACCCACGAGGACUCUGACUAAGCCACGCUGCCUCUUCUGAUGAGGCUCUGCCACAGCCUCCACCUUUUCACAGUACAGAUCUAUCACCUCACUGCUGUUCUGAAGGUGUGGUCCUCUCCCCCUCAGUGGAAGUGUUGGCUUGUGUUCCCUCCUGACGGUGUUGGUUCACUCUUGUGAAUCGGGAUAGUUAUCCGUGUGUUGAUUUUUGCAUCAUUAUCCCUGCCUUGUCUGAGCGAGGGGUUACAACAUGGCCCGAGAGUUGGGGCGUCACAGGGCAUUCUGCCUGCAAGUGGACUGAGUGACCGAUACUUCUGGCUCGCUGGGCUGUGAAGGGCACGUGGUGUCACAGUGAUGGAGGGUGGGGCUAGACGAUUGUCUCUAUUGUCUGUUUGGAAGGUGGGGAGUGGUGUUGGGGGUUACUGCCUGGCAGUGGGGCAGUCACCGUGCAUGUUGGCCACCAGUGUGAGUGUGAGCCCAGAAUUUGUUACUUUGGUGUCUCUGUGAAAGCUUGAGAGAUGAAAUAAAGAUGGAAACAUUGACCCUCUGCCUCACCACG